This is a messenger RNA of Magnolia sinica, 607 nucleotides long. RefSeq names its product helicase-like transcription factor CHR28. Lineage: Eukaryota; Viridiplantae; Streptophyta; Magnoliopsida; Magnoliales; Magnoliaceae. The transcript has 3 exons. The record is from RefSeq and is a predicted model, not a curated record. The coding region runs from base 35 to 607 and encodes 190 amino acids.
AGAGUUUGUGCAGUUCUAAAAAAUUGGAUCUGCAAUGGAGAUUCUUCAUUCAGUUUGUAAAUUAAAGAAUCCAAGUUCCACAGUUAGUUGUGAGGGAUGCAAAGAUGUAGCUCUCUCUGUAGAAAGCACUUAUGACCGUAUCUCAGAGCAAGGCUACUCUAAUGGCCAUGCUAAAACAAAUACAUCUUUCAACUCUACAAUGCAAUCUGAACUACCUGACAAGGCUAUUGUUUUCUCCCAAUGGACUUGCAUGCUGGACUUACUUGAGAUUUCAUUAAACCAAUCAUGUAUACAGUACAGGAGACUUGAUGGGAGGAUGUCUCUGGCAUCAAGAGACAGGGCAGUGAAAGAUUUCACCGCUGAUCCAGAGGUGACUGUCAUGAUCAUGUCAUUGAAGGCUGGAAAUCUCGGUCUAAACAUGGUUGCUGCCUGUCACAUUAUUCUUCUAGAUCCUUGGUGGAGCCCAACUACCGAAGAACAAGCUACUGACAGGGCACAUCGAAUUGGGCAUAGCUUUAUAAAGUACGCUCCUAAGAAAACUAUUCAGAGGACUAGCAAACAAACUGUGAAUGAUAGACGAAGGCAAGAAAAGAGUCCAGCAUCCUAA